AUGCCGUACUGCCUAUCUCUACUUCGCGCGCGCAUCCCUUCAACCGUCCAGCUCGCUGCCCGACCGCUUUCAACCACAUCCGUCCUGCGCGGUGACGACAGCAAGUCCGCAAUCCCAUUUGCCACAGGCCCAGCUCCUCCACGCCUCCCAAAAGAAGAGCAGGAAAUCUUCGAAGAUCUUCAGCGCCGUUCUACUGGUGCCUUCAGCACACCCCAGGUCAAUCAGUCUCCACAAUCCACACCGGAGAUCAAGGUGAACGGUAGUGGUGAGGAGCUGCAUCCUGAUGCGCCGGCCGGACUCAAGCCUGAAUUUGAGGGCGAGACAAAUCCUAAUACUGGGGAGGUUGGUGGACCGAAGAAUGAACCGUUGAGAUGGGGUGCUGGUGGUGAUUGGAGUUAUGGCGGGCGGGUUACUGAUUUCUGA
Penicillium taxi is the source of this 423-nucleotide messenger RNA. Its product is annotated as succinate dehydrogenase assembly factor 4. Gene Ontology annotation, biological process: mitochondrial respiratory chain complex II assembly. The transcript has a single exon. Gene Ontology annotation, cellular component: mitochondrion. The coding region runs from base 1 to 423 and encodes 140 amino acids. The record is from RefSeq and is a predicted model, not a curated record. NCBI's taxonomy places the organism in Eukaryota, Fungi, Ascomycota, Eurotiomycetes, Eurotiales, Aspergillaceae.